Molecule: messenger RNA, 804 nt
Organism: Colletotrichum orchidophilum
Lineage: Eukaryota; Fungi; Ascomycota; Sordariomycetes; Glomerellales; Glomerellaceae
Exons: 2
Coding region: 1-804 (267 amino acids)
Biological process (GO): peptidyl-proline hydroxylation to 4-hydroxy-L-proline
Cellular component (GO): endoplasmic reticulum
Molecular function (GO): iron ion binding; L-ascorbic acid binding; procollagen-proline 4-dioxygenase activity
Source: RefSeq, a predicted model, not a curated record
AUGGCAACUCCACAACGGUCGGUCCCACGCCAACCUACAGGCUGGUGGGCCUUUGGCCUCGGCGACCAUCCCACCUGGACGCUUCCGUUGAUCGGCACACUGCUCGCCGCUUUGCUCCUCGGCCACGACCAUUAUCUGUCUCCACACACGCGGCCUGUCCCGUCCCCAGCAUCAUACUCGAUUCGUCUCCUAAGCUGGGAUCCUCUCAUUAUAUACAUCAUCGACUUUAUAUCCCCAGCCGAACGCAAGGCCCUCUUGAAUCUCGGUGUCGGCAGGGAAACGCUGUUCGAGAGAUCGAAGGUCUACUAUGACGGAGAGGACAGCAUAGAUCCUGCGCGUAGUAGUACCACCGCAUUCCUGCCUGAUGCAGACCCUAUUACGGAGAGAAUUAUCGCGCGAGCGUCAGAGCUACAGGGGUACACCCCCAGGCAUCUCAGCGAAUCCCUCCAGCUCACCCGGUAUAAUGUGGGACAAUACUUCUAUCCUCAUUUCGACCCGUUAGAGGUCGAGGGCAGCCUAUCCGUUCACAGGUUGACUACUAUAUUCGCUUUCCUAGAGGCCACCUGCACCGAAUGUGGUACCCAGUUCCCAAACAUCCAUCUCAAUUGGUCUGCAGAACAUCCCAGCUGGUGUGACUACGUCGACUGCCAAAAAAGGGCUUUAACCGUCAAGGCAAUUCCAGGCAACGCCGUUUUGUGGAAGAGCUGGAACAGUUCCGGGCAUGUAGACGUGAGGACUCUGCAUGCCGGACUGCCCCCCGAAAAGGGCGUUAAAACGGGGCUUAAUAUCUGGACCAAUGGGUAG